CUAUAUUUCAUAUUAUAAAUACAAGAUCCCUUCACUUUUAUUUUCUUCAUCUAAUACAAUACAACUUAAUUUCUCUCUUUGGAAUCUUUAUUAGAUUUUGUAAUAAUAUUCAAAAUGGAGUUUCGUCUACUAUCAAUCCUCGCCUUCCUUUCUAUUGCUUUGAUGGUUAGUGAGGCAGCUCUACCACCUGAAAUCUAUUGGAAAAUAAAUUUGCCAAAUACUGAGAUGCCAAAGGCUGUCAAGAAUUCAUUGCCUAAGCCUGAAUGGAUGGAAGAGGAAAGCACAUCAGUAAAUGUUGGGAAAGGUGGGGUCCACGUUAACACAAGAUCCAAGCAAGGAGGAGGAACCGCAGUAAAUGUUGGGCCUCAUAAAGGAGCCAAUGUAAACACAGGAAAGCCCAAUGGUCACACAAAUGUAAAUGUUGGCCCAAAAAGUGGUGUUGGAGUACACACUGGUAAGCCCAAUGGAGGACACACUGACGUCCAUGUCGGCCCAAAAGGUGGAGUUGGGGUCCACGCAGGAAAGCCCGGAAAAGGAGCAGAUGUAGGAGUUGGCAAAGGAGGAGUAACUGUUAAAGCAGGCCCAAAAAAGAAGCCCGUUUAUGUUGGAGUACACCCAGGCCCAAACCCGUUUAAUUACAAUUAUGCAGCUUCUGAGGCCCAACUUCAUGAUGAUCCAACUAAAGCUUUAUUUUUCUUAGAGAAAGACAUGAAAGUUGGACAAUCAAUGAACGUGCAUUUCACAAGGAGUACUAAUGCAGCCACCUUCUUGCCAAGGGAAGAGGUGAAAUCGUUGCCCUUUUCUUCUGAUGAAACCCCGGCGAUACUUAAGGAGUUCUCGGUUCAGCCUAACUCCGAUGAAGCUAAGGUUAUCCAAGAGACAAUCAAAGGGUGUGAGGAAAAUGGCAUCCAAGGUGAAUAAAAGUAUUGUGCAACUUCUUUGGAGUCCUUGGUAGAUUACGCGAAAAACUCUUUAGGGAAGAAUGUUAAGGCAAUGUCUACUGAGUCCAAAACUAUUGAUGACAAGGUCCAAAAGUAUACUAUUACCGCGGUAAAAAAGGUGGCUAAUGACAAUGAGGCCGCAGUGUGUCACAAGCAAAAGUAUGCCUAUGCCGUGUUCUAUUGCCACAAGACUAAGGAUACAUCUGCGUAUACGGUGUCCUUGAUGGGCGCGGAUGGAUCAAAGGCUAAGGCAAUGGCUGUGUGUCAUAAGGAUACGAGUGCUUGGAACCCGAAACACUUGGCUUUCCAAGCUCUUAAUGUGAAGCCAGGAAGUGUUCCGGUUUGCCACUUCUUGCCCGAGGAUCACAUUGUAUGGGUUCCUAACAACUAGACUUAUGAGAAAUUAGUUUUAUUUUCAUAUGGAGGCUUGAAGAGUUAUACUUUGUGUAUUUUAAUUUGGCUACGGCUGGUUGUUAUGUACUAUAUUUACAUGCAUACUUAGUUUGAUAUUGAAUAAUUAAGAUGCAUUUGUUAUAAGAACAUAUAAUACUGUACUGAUGUUAAUUACCUCCUAAAUUUUCUAAAAUGUCAUUUUUUUAAAAAAAAACUUGAAUGAUGUAUGCAAUUUAAAAAGUUGAAUAAGCAUUAAUCAGUACUACCUCCGUCCCUUAUUUAGUGGCCUACA
Chenopodium quinoa (quinoa) is the source of this 1626-nucleotide messenger RNA. Its product is annotated as BURP domain protein RD22-like. The transcript has 3 exons. NCBI's taxonomy places the organism in Eukaryota, Viridiplantae, Streptophyta, Magnoliopsida, Caryophyllales, Amaranthaceae. The record is from RefSeq and is a predicted model, not a curated record. Bases 115 to 921 code for a protein of 268 amino acids.